Oncorhynchus tshawytscha (Chinook salmon) is the source of this 5229-nucleotide messenger RNA. RefSeq names its product erbin. Gene Ontology annotation, biological process: neurotransmitter receptor transport postsynaptic membrane to endosome; neurotransmitter receptor transport, endosome to postsynaptic membrane. Gene Ontology annotation, molecular function: protein binding. Bases 738 to 5027 code for a protein of 1429 amino acids. Lineage: Eukaryota; Metazoa; Chordata; Actinopteri; Salmoniformes; Salmonidae. Gene Ontology annotation, cellular component: postsynaptic membrane; postsynaptic density; adherens junction. The transcript has 27 exons. The record is from RefSeq and is a predicted model, not a curated record.
GUUGCCCCCACUGGAUUUACUGACUGGGCCAACGAUACAGCAGCAUACACUGGUGUUGGUUUGACAGUCUGUGGCCAACUCUGUCUUUCGUCGUGAAUUGUAGCGUGUUCUUGCUACAAACAAGAUGUGUGUAUAAUUUUGGAAAGGCGAAAAGAACGGGAGAUUAGGAUUGAAAACAUUUCGGCGCGGCGUUCUUCAGAGGAAAGGAUUCUUUCGCGGUGGCGGAUUUUUUUGUUGUUGCCUGUAGCAAUUUCAUUGGCUGUUGUGGACAUUUUGGAUUUAUUUUAAUGUUCCUUUUUUAAAUAUUUUUAACCCAAAUAUCUUAUCAAAUCGAAUACUUGUGUGUCCCCCGUUUUAUUGUAGUCAUUACUUUUUGUUUGUUGUCUGACACACUGGACACCGUUUUUCAGCGAGACGCAAACUCGGAAUGCUGAACAAGUUUCGAGGGGAUUGGUCUCGACAGAAUGCGUUUGCUAACUGGAUAGCUAGCCAGUUAUCUAGCUAGCUAACGCUAAGUGUACUUUGAGUGGAUGCUUGAAACGUAGUCGGCUAGCGAAUAUAUAUAUAUAUAUAUAUAUAUAUAUACAGUUUAAAAGUUUCGUGGUCUUUAAGCAAUUUCUGGACUAUAUAACUAAUUCGACAUCAUUUUACGAUAAGCACCUGUGCUGCUGUUGGGUCUCUCACCUGCCAUCAGCUGGGAUCCAGGGGCCUAGGUCAUAAAUGACAAGUGCCUGAGGAUGUCGAGCAAGCGGAACCUGUUUGUGCGUCUGGUGCCGUGCCGCUGCCUGCGGGGGGAGGAGGAGGCGGUGACGUCUCUGGACUACUCCCACUGCAGCCUGGAGACUGUGCCCAAGGAGAUCUUCAGCUUGGAGAAGACCCUGGAGGAGCUCUACCUGGACGCCAACCAGAUCGAGGAGCUGCCCAAACAACUGUUCAACUGCCAGUUGCUCCACCGGCUGAGCAUGCCAGACAAUGACCUCACGGUGCUGCCUGCGGCCAUCGCCAACCUCGUCAAUCUCAGGGAGCUGGACGUCAGCAAGAACAGUAUCCAGGAGUUUCCAGAAAAUAUCAAGAACUGCAAAGUCCUGGCUAUCGUUGAAGCGAGUGUGAAUCCCAUCUCCAAGCUCCCAGAAGGUUUCACCCAGCUCCUCAGCCUGUCACAGCUCUACCUGAAUGACGCCUUCCUCGAGUUCCUUCCAGCCAGCUUCGGCAGGUUGACUAAACUGCAGAUCCUGGAGCUGAGAGAGAACCAGUUAAAGAUGCUGCCAAAAAGUAUGCACAAGCUCACCCAGUUGGAGAGGCUGGACUUGGGGAGUAACGAGUUCACUGAAGUGCCUGAGGUAUUGGAGCAGCUCACUGGAAUCAAAGAGCUGUGGAUGGAUGGAAACAGACUGACGUUCCUACCAGGGAGGCUGGGCACUCUGAAGCAGCUGUCCUACCUGGACGUGUCCAAGAACAACCUGGAGAUGGUGGACGAGCAGAUCUGUGGCUGUGAGAGCCUGCAGGACCUGCUGCUCUCUAACAACGCACUCACACAGCUGCCCGGAUCCAUAGGCUCCCUGAAGAAACUAACCGCUCUGAAAGUGGAUGAGAACCAGCUCAUGUAUCUUCCCGACUCUGUCGGAGGGCUGGCAGCCCUGGAUGAGCUGGACUGUAGUUUUAACGAGAUUGAGGCUCUGCCCUCCUCCAUCGGACAGUGUGUCAGCAUACGCACCUUUGCCGCUGACCACAACUUCCUCACACAGCUGCCCCCAGAGAUGGGCAGCUGGAAGAGUGCCACCGUGGUGUUCCUGCACUCCAACAAGCUGGAGUCUCUGCCCGAGGAGAUGGGAGACAUGACCAAGCUCAAGGUCAUCAACCUCAGUGACAACAAGUUGAGGAAUCUUCCCUACAGCUUCACGAAGCUCAACCAGAUGACUGCUAUGUGGCUGUCUGAGAACCAGUCAAAGCCCCUCAUCCCUCUGCAGAAGGAGGAGGAUCAAGAAACCCACAAGACAGUUCUCACCAACUACAUGUUCCCCCAGCAGACCAGAACAGAGGACUACAUCCCCAGCUCUGACAGCGAGAGCUUUAACCCCUCCCUGUGGGAGGAGCAGAGGAAACAGCGGGCCCAGGUGGCCUUCGAGUGUGACGAGGACAAGGAUGAGAGGGAGACGCCUCCACGGGAGGGCAACCUGAAGCGCUACCCGACACCAUACCCAGACGAGCUGAAGAACAUGGUGAAGACGGCCCAGUCAGUCGCCCACAGGCUGAAGGAGGACGAGUCAGGGAAGGAUGCCAGACCUAGCGAGCGUAACCAUGUGGGAGUGCAGGACGUGGGAGUCAAGGUGAUUGAGGCUCCCUGUGCCAACGGCAAGCCAGUGGAGAUGGAGCCCAAAGCGCCUGUCUGUGUCCAGGACUCCACGGCACCCCUGGAGACCUCUGAAUCCUACAACUCCCAGAAGACCUCUCUCCGAACCUCCGACAACACCAGGACCAUGAACCAUGAGGACACCCUGGAGUCUUUUUCUCUGCAGGACUCCGAGGAGCUUUCGUCUGAGGAGGAGGAGAUGAAGAUGGCGGAGAUGAGACCUCCUCUGAUCGAGAUCACCAUCAACCAGCCCAAAGUGGUGGCCCUAAGUAAGAACAAAAAAGAUGACGGUAAAGACGCUGACUCGUUGCUGGACGAGACGGUGGCCAACAGCAAUCAGAACAACAGCAACUGUUCGUCCCCGUCGCGCAUGUCGGACUCUGUGUCUCUGACCACGGACAGCAGCCAGGACAACUCCCUGUGCACCCCCGAGAGAGAGGCCAAGAUGCCCUUCCUACCCAAAAGCAGGCAAGAGGAUGUAAACAUGAACCAGCGGAAGGAGAGCACCCCUCUCCUCCAGAACGGCAAUGGCUCAGCCACGUCCCUGCAGGCCCUCCUGAAGACCCAGCAGGGCUACGAGUCUAAGCCCGAGAAGAUGGUGGUUGACUACGACCUGUCCAUGGAGAGGCUGGCCUUCAUCGAGAAGGGCAACAACAACGGCAUGGGUGACGCCUACACCAAGUGGGACCAGAUCAACAUGAAUUUGGCCAAGCUGCCGCCUCAUCCGGACAACAUGGUGGUCCAACCAGACGACCGCCCGAACGGCUCAAGCGCCAAGGAGGACUUUAACCACUUGCCUCCCCCGUAUAACAAUGACAACUCUACGGCGCCCAUCACGGACCACUUGAAGAACGGCAACCAGCUGGGCGACCACUUCAAUAGCCACUCCAGCGAGGGACUGGCUGUGUCGCCUAUGAGGGUGGACUCUGCCACGUCGAUGGUGCGGACGGCUUCUGCGGGCGUGACGGCCAGCAGCAACAUGUCUCUGUCUCGCAGCACCGAGGAGCUGUCCCCGGAGAAACGAUGCUCCCCUCCUGUAGUGGCGAAGGCUCAGAGCAUCACCAACAUCGAGGCGGGGGUGAUGAAGCUGUACUCCUUGGACGCUGAGGGGGGCUCCUAUGAGGGUGGCGUGGUGGGCAGGAUGGCCGGAGCCGGCCCGGGAGCCCAGGGCCAGAGCAUCGUCCGCAGCAAGUCAGCCUCCCUGCUCAACGACCAGCCCUUCCAGGUCUACUCCGGUUCCUCAGCUUCCUCCUCCGACCUGCUCUCCAGCUCUUCCAAGCCCCCCGUCAGCACCGGCCGCUACCCCGUCCCCUCUGGCAUGGCCAUGGGCCCGCCGCCCCAGUACAAUGUCCAGUACUCCAGCAGCACCAUGCCCAAAGACGGCCUGUGGACCCAGAGGACCCCCAUCCUCCCCGACCAGGGCUUCCUUCCUCCGCCCCAGCAUUCUCUGGCCAACACCAACUACUCCAACCGCAACCAGGCUCCUCCCUACCUCCUCCAGGCCCAGCAGAGAGGCCCGCCCACGGGGCCCGCGCCCGGUGAUAUGUGGGCUAAGGAGAGACACCUGCCACUCGGAGGUCAGCCACGGAGCGGCACCCUUCAGAGGCAAAGCAGCAGUAGUUCCUCCAUGGGGGACCCCCGGCGCAUGCAGGUGCCCGAGGGAGAGUACAUGACGUACAGGGACAUCCACACCCUGGGCCGGGGGCCGCUGGCCGUGGCUCAGGCCAUGCAGAGGCCUCUGUCGGCCCGUACCUACAGCAUUGACGGGCCCAGCACCCCAAGGCCCCAGAGCUCCAGGCCACAGCCCCACGAGCUGCCCGAGAGGACCAUGUCAGUCAGCGAUUUCAACUACCAGCACGUCAGCCCCAGCAAGAGGCCCAACGCCAGGGUGAAGUCCGAGCACUCUUUGCUGGAUGGGCCGGGAGGACCGGGAGCAGGAGGAAGGGUACCGGUGGACUGGAGAGAUCAGGUGAUGCGCCACAUCGAGGCCAAGAAGAUGGAAAAGAACGCCUUGUCUCGGUCCUAUAAUUCCAAUUACGCCCCACUGAGCUGCUCCUACUACGGCAGCUCUCGGGACGUGCACCACUCAGGCAGCCAAGGCUCUCUGGUCUUUAGUGCUGCCGCAGACGGACGGCCUUAUGGAGCCCAGGGCCACUGUGAUGACGUGUUUGGACCUCAAGGGCAGCAGGGCUACACCAUGGACACCCUCCGACAAGUGCCUUCGUUGAACGGUCAGCUGGGCGGUCCGGUGCGUGGCCAGAUGACGUCGUGCCAGACGCCUAUGGCCCGCCACCCCUCCAGAGAGCAGCUCAUCGACUACCUGAUGCUCAAGGUCUCCCAUGGCCAGCAGCCCCAGGGGCCCCCUCCACCACGGGCCGACCACGACACACUGCAGCAGGAGUUCCGGGUCAAAGUGGAGAAGAACCCAGAGCUCGGGUUCAGUAUAUCAGGAGGAGUAGGAGGACGGGGAAACCCUUUUCGCCCAGACGAUAAUGGCAUCUUUGUGACAAGGGUCCAGCCUGAGGGACCUGCCUCCAAGAUACUCCAGCCUGGAGACAAGAUCCUCCAGGCAAACGGAUAUAGCUUUGUGAACGUUGACCAUGGGAAUGCCGUGGCCCUGCUGAAGACAUUUCCCACCACUGUGGAUAUGAUCAUCAUCCGAGAGUUGGCGGCAUAGAGAGAUACAGACGGGACUGUGGAGCGACGACCUCCAAUCCUUCUUGUUUUUAUAUACAGAGGAGCCUGGUCUAUAAAUAGAAGAACUGAAGUGCUUUAUGGGAAAGAAAACCUUCUAGAGCUUUUGGGAUAACGGGGGCCGAACCACUGCAUCAAGUGGACUUGGUGAGGGAGGAGAGGGACCUGGGGAGGAGGAGAGGGAC